AUGCAGAGGCCUGUGAUCAGCCGAAAUGGAACUCAGCUUCCGCCUUACAAUACGACAUACUAUUUCGAUCAACUGAUUGAUCACAAUGAUCCGUCAAAGGGAACUUUCAAACAAAGAUUUUGGCAUACGUACGAAUUUUAUGAAUCUGGUCCUGUUAUAUUCUUCACCCCUGGCGAAGAAAAUGCGUUUCAAUACGUAGGAUAUUUGACCAACGUCACCUUCAACGGUCUCCUCUCUCAAGCGCAGAAUGGAACUACUGUCGUCCUUGAGCACCGCUUCUUUGGAUUGAGCAACCCUCUUCCGUCUCUCACCGGAGAGAACUUGCGUUAUCUGACACUUCAGCAAAGUAUCGAUGAUAUCGAGUACUUCGUGAAUAACGUGCAUCUACCGAUGCCCGGUGGGGAUCACCUCGACGCACCAUGGAUUAUGGUAGGUGGAAGCUAUUCGGGAGCACUAACCAGUUACGCCAUGUACAACAAACCCAACCUUUUCUACGCAGGUUACGCCUCAUCUGCUCCUGUUCAAGCGAUGUAUGACUAUUGGGGAUACUUUGAGCCCAUCCGCCAAAACAUGCCCGGCAACUGUUCUGCAGACGUGCAGGUAGUAAUUGAACAUAUCACUGAAGUUUUCGAAGGCAACAACAUGACCGCAAUCCAAGAAAUCAAGAAUACCUUUGGAAUGGGUAGCGUUCAGCACCUGGAUGACGUUGCCGGAGGUAUAAAAGUACGGAGCAACCUCUGGGACUGGCAAGACAUGCAGCCAACUACUGGGCCUGGAGCAGCGUUUUACCAGUUUUGCGACGCGUUGGAAGUCAAAGAAGGUAUAUCUGCGUCAAUGGACGGAUGGGGAUUAGAACAUGCUUUAGCGGCAUGGGGUGCUUACUGGAAGGAGUCUUAUCUGGAAACUAUGUGUGGAGCCGAAGACAUAGCCACAUGCCUCGACUCCUACGACAGCACCGCGACAUAUUUCACCAACACAACAAUUGAUAAUCCGUAUAGGUCGUGGAAUUGGAUUCUAUGCAAUGAACUUUCGUUUUCGCAGAGCAGCCCGCCGCCAGGGGUUCCUGCCCUAGUGAGUCGUAUUGUCCAGCCUGAGUACGACAUACGACAAUGUUACUAUUGGUAUUCGGACGUCUUCAAUACCACAAACCCCCCACCCAUGGCUGAUGGCGCAGCAGCGCUCUCGGACCAACGAUACGGUGGAUGGAACGUCUCCUUGGAUCGUUUGUUCUUCGCUAACGGAAAACGAGAUCCGUGGAGAGAAGGAACGGUGUCGGCAGAUGGUCUAGAAAUUCCCAGUACCGUGUCGCAGCCGAUUUUUGUGAGCGAUGGAUUCCAUGCUUCGGAUUUGAUUGUGGAUUUUGGCGAAGCGGAUCCAUCUGUGGGUGCAGUCCAGCAGCACGCGUUGGAAAUUUUUUCUGGAUGGUUGAGCGACUGGAGCAACUGA
Molecule: messenger RNA, 1446 nt
Organism: Lentinula edodes (shiitake mushroom)
Lineage: Eukaryota; Fungi; Basidiomycota; Agaricomycetes; Agaricales; Omphalotaceae
Product: peptidase S28
Exons: 14
Coding region: 1-1446 (481 amino acids)
Biological process (GO): proteolysis
Molecular function (GO): dipeptidyl-peptidase activity; serine-type exopeptidase activity
Source: RefSeq, a predicted model, not a curated record